Messenger RNA from Colias croceus (clouded yellow), 3092 nucleotides. RefSeq names its product conserved oligomeric Golgi complex subunit 1 (gene Cog1). Lineage: Eukaryota; Metazoa; Arthropoda; Insecta; Lepidoptera; Pieridae. The record is from RefSeq and is a predicted model, not a curated record. Gene Ontology annotation, cellular component: Golgi apparatus; COG complex. Bases 156 to 2924 code for a protein of 922 amino acids. The transcript is spliced from 14 exons. Gene Ontology annotation, biological process: intra-Golgi vesicle-mediated transport.
CAAUUUACGGCUUACGGGCUCAAUGUUUUUGUUGACGUGACGAUUAUAGAUUUAAUUUAAAAUUAUUAUUGUACCUAACAUUUUUCUAUCAAUAUAAAAUAGUUCUUAAGAUAAAUAAAUAACCUUUUAGUAUUAGGGUGCGUAAAUGACUUAAAAUGGCGUACAAUAAUUUACUUGAAGUGGAGCCCGACCAUUUGUUUCAAACGUAUUCCAUCGCUGAAAUAGACCAGAUUCAAAAGAAACUACAGUAUGAAAUCGAGAGGAAAAGGGAAGAGCUUCGAGCUAUGGUUGGCGAGAGGUACAGAGACCUGAUCCAUGCAGCGGACACCAUAGAAGAAAUGAGAACAACCGCAUCAAGUACUCUGAACCAUAUUGGUGACAUGAUGGGUAUUUGUAAGAACCUGCACAAUGCACACUUGAUUGGAUUUAAAGUACAAGAAAAGCCACAGAGCAAUAGUCUUCAAAUAGAUCCCGUGCAUGGUAUAUCAGUCCAAAUCAAGUUAUUAACGGAAAUACCAGAGAAAAUAUGGAAGUGUAUAAAUAGCAAUGAUUUCAUCAAAGCCGCACAACUAUUUAUUAUGGCAAGGCAUGUAAAUACAGGUUUACAACUCCAAAUCGGAAGUAGGAAUGAGAAGCAAAGCAUGCAAUCAAUACAACGGCUGGUCCAACAGCAAUGGAACUCUAUCAGUAAUUUAAGUCAAACUAUAAUUGACAUGUGCGGGCAGAGGCUGCAGGAUCUUGAUAUUAGUGUUGAGGUUGCCUGUUCUUGCCUAAUUGGACUAUAUCUCCUAGACUCCAGAUCAAUGGUGGAAUUAUUAAACACACUGAUAAACCUACAUAGUAAUAACAGCUUAAAAUCUACACUACAGUUCAAUUUGCAAAAGAUUUUGGAGGGAGAUGUUAAAGCACAGAUAAAAAAUAAAAUUGUCAAUGGUGUCAAGAUUGUCAUGAAGACCAUAGAGUUGAUUUAUUCUUGUUUUGUUGAAAACAAAGGAGGUGUAGUGAUACAAAAAUUAGAACAGCUGUAUCGCAAAGAUUCCGUGCCACUGUUGGAUUUGGUGCAAUUCAGCGACCCUUAUGCUUUAAAGCUGCUGCCCUCCGUGAUAUCUCAAUAUAGAUUAACAGCAAACAAAUCUAUACAAGCUCUAAACAACGAGGAAAUAUCAACAUCAGUACAAAACUGGAGUAUCUGGGUGAAAGCCUUCAUCAAUGACAAUGUGAAGGCACUACUACAGAAUGUUAAUAGAGUGAGAGUGUUACAUGAGAUACGGGAAGAGGCGUUUAAAAUUGAAAGUCCACCAAACUGGUCGACAAUAUGCGAGUCGCUAAACAUCCCGCCCGUACACGCGUGGUGUAACUAUUUCCAACCGCUGCUGACGUCACACGUUAAAGUCAUCGUGGAUAACCGUUGGUUGAAGAUAUAUGAUACAUUCAAAACUCAGCUGCUUAUUGAUCUUACUAAGGUAUCAGCAGAUAGUGAAGUAGAAAAGGAGGUGAAUAUAAAUUGGUUCAUUUGGAAAGACCUCAUCGGUGACACUGUGAUCGAGUCCAGGAAUGAAGUCGUCUCCGUCAUGAAUUCUUUGAUGAAAGGUAUGUCCCGCCAAGACAGAGGCUUCACACCAAACCUCGAGAAACUGUGCAAGAGUCUCGAAGACGAAUUGCAGAAACUUCUAGACGAUUUAAAAGACUAUUUAUAUGUGGAAAGGAAGAAAGAUUACUUGUAUGAUGAAGACGAGAGGCUCGAACAAAUGUAUAUAGAUACUAGUGAAAUUGAAGUUUAUUUGUGUGAUGUUACGGAUAAAAGUAUAGAAAGUAUGUUAUCAUACAUAAAAGCAUGUUUCGAAGAACCCACGCUCCAGUCUACAGAAAUACAAAGAAAAACAACCGCUAUAUAUACAGCACGGUUCGUUCAAGCGAUUACCAUCCUUAUUCCUAAUAUACGUAAAUGCUAUAUUCCCGACAAUUACACCAUGUUGGACGAAACAUUGGCCCAACGUUGGCACAAACUGUGCGAUACUUUGAAGGAGAAUUGUCACUUUUGUUGGGGGAAGUGGUUGACGUUGGUGAUGGAUAAGGCCAAGGCUUUGACCAAUAGCUUGCCGCAAGGUUUCAGUUUGGAAGAGAAUAUUGAUUAUUUAAUGAUGCAAUGGGACGUAAUAAAAAUCGUCGAAAAAGACGACGAAGGAAACUCCAUAGAGUCCAUAAUAAAAGUCCCUGCAGGGCCCUCACUAAAACUACAAGAAUAUCUGUACUCAAUCAGUCGACUACUCGAUGACGUCAUACCUCACACGCUACCCGUUGAAAUACAUACAUCCUUCAUAGACAAUAUUACAUCCAUCACUUUCGCACACUACAACAACGUCAUACGAGAGAAAGAGACAGAUAUAAAUCAACGGUGUGCGCUUCAAUUACUAAUGGAUGUACGUCAUUUGACGCUGUUACUUGUGCCAAGAGAGAACAAGAAAUGUAUGGAGUUUUCGCAAGAGAUUUGCGAGUUUUUGCGGCAGAAGAUCGAUCCGUUUGAUUAUGAUGUUUUCUAUCCGUACAUACAGACAAAUUUGAAACGCUCUGUGCAAAGAGUUCAGACAUUACUAGGCAGUUUAAUCUUACACCACGGCCAGCUAACAGGUAUUAUUGGCACCAAACCUGUGACUUCCGGCGGGAGUGGGGAUAAGGCUGCGAAUAUAUUAGCCUCUGCUGAUUCUCAGUGGUUCUCCAUACUGCCAGUCGCUACACCCGCCAAUUUGCAUAAGAAACAAGAUAAACCAGUAAAAAAGAAGCAAGUGCCAUCAGCAAGUCCGAAUAAGUCACGUUCAGAAAUAUCGGAAUUAAUGACAAGUUCCCUACCAAUAAAUUUUGCGAACGCACGCUCGGGAGCCGCGUCUUUCUUCAAUUCUAUGACGUCAGAUUGGUUUAGUGGAUAAUAAUUAUCCAACAACUAACAAUAAUAAUAUUAUAUUGUAAUAUUUUAUGACAAAUUUUUAAAGAACAGAAAAAAUUCAAUCACGGGUCGUGAUUCGAUCCCGCGUCUUUCGCCUUGCCGUGGUGAUACCUUUUUUUUAAAGUGGGGAAGAUUCCAAAGAUACCCGGCC